This is a messenger RNA of Paramecium pentaurelia, 2695 nucleotides long. NCBI's taxonomy places the organism in Eukaryota, Ciliophora, Oligohymenophorea, Peniculida, Parameciidae. The record is from the annotation of a GenBank genome assembly.
AUGGAAAUCGAUUAAACAUGCACUUAACAUAUUAAAUAAAGGAUCAGUUGGGUUUGUCUAGAGAAAUAAUGUUCAUAAAGAGUAAUGUGUUCAACAUGUGCAGUCAAAAUUCAUGAGAAAUCACAUAAAGUAAAUUUGAAUUGUAAUUUAAAAAGUUAGAAGAACUUUCAAAUUUAUUAGAAAAUGGAGUUUUAUAAUUAUAUUAAAGUAACAAAAAGAAUGUAAGUCCUGGAUUAAAAUAUUUAAUUAAUGGUGAAUCUGAAUUAAUUUAAGAAGAAAAUAGAAUUGGAAAUGAGAAUAAUUAUUUUUAAAGUGUCAUUGAAAAAAAUUUGAAAGGAGUUUAAAAAAAAAUGGAUACUGUUAAAAAAGAAUUUUAAGAUAAAUAAAAGGAGAUUAGAUUUAGUAAUUAAGAAGAAAGGAAUAAAGUUAUUAUUGAAUUAGAAUAAUUAAAUUAAUAAUUAAAAGUUUCAGAUGAUAUUGGAAAUAAUAUUGAAGAAGCAUUCAAAAAGAUUUAAUCUUAUGUUAAUCAUAAAGAAUAUGAAUUCAAAAAUAAUAAAGAAGGUGAAAUUGUAACUAAAAAGUAAAUAGAUUUAAUAAUAUGUAGAAUUUAACUCUUAAAUUUAAUGAAAGAUAAUUUUUUGAAAAUGAUAAAAACAUAUUUUAGUAAUGCUUUUACAAUUGAAUUCUAUAAACUAUUUGAUAUGCAAAUGGAAACAUUAAAUUCAAAAGAAGUCUAAGAUGUCAAUGGAUUUUUAGAUUAUGUUGAUAGUAAAUGGAAAUAAGAUUAUAAAAAUCUAUAGACAUCCAUAGAAAAGUUUGUUCAAAAAUUACAUGAAGGACUUAAAUAUAUAAUUUAAUUACCAUUAUAAGAAGAGAAAGUAUUAUUUAUUAAAUAUAAUUUAGCCUUUAAAAUAGUAAAUUAUUAUUCCAUAAUUUGCUUCUCCAGCUAGAAAUCCAAUUUAAUAUCAAUAAUAACCAUAAUUUAUACCAUUAACACCUUUCAAUUAAGUACCAUCUUAAUAUUAGUUUCAUUAAUAAUAAAUACCAUUAACUGCAUAAAGAGUAUACUAAAAUUAGAAUUAAUUCCAUUCUGUUCCAGUUCCAAAGGCUGAAAUAGAAAACGAAUAUUUUGCUUAAUCAUAAAUAAUCUAUGAAGAGCCAUAAAUGCGGAAUAAUACUAGACCUGAUUUUGUUAGUUAGAGUUUAUAAUAAUAUUAAUGAUAUAAAAUUCAUAAGAAGUAGAGACUCCAAUUAAAAAGAAAAUAGGCAUUGAAGAUUUUAUAAAAAUCUAAUCAAUGGGUGAUGGAGCUUAUAGUACUGUAUACAGCUGUCAAAAAAAAGAAGAUCUUUAAAAAGGUAAUAGUAAUUAAUGUCCAAUCUAUGCAAUAAAAAUAAUAGAUAAAAAUUUUAUGAAAUUGGUAUUAAAUAUAUUUAUAUGUAAGAAUAAAAAGUAACAUCAUGCAUACAUUGAGAAAGAGAUGCUUUAAUAUUUAAAAUAUGAAGGAAUAAUCAAAUUACAUUCAACAUUUCAAGACAAAAAUAAUUUGUAUUUUUUACUUGAAUUAGCAUAGGAUUGUUUUAGUGAAUUUUUAAAACUAUAUGGCAGUAUUUAAUAUAUAUGAUAAUUUAGAUUAAAAGUUAACUCAUCAAAUUAUUUAAUUUUAUACAGCUGAAAUAUUAUCUAUUCUAGAAUAUAUCCAUUCAAAAGGAAUAGUACAUAGAGACAUAAAAGUAUAUUUAUAAUUUUAAUAUAAGCCUGAAAAUUUAUUAAUCACUGAAGAAAAGCAUUUAAAAUUAAUAGAUUUUGGAACUGCAGUCAUAUAUGAUUAACAUAAAGUUCCAUCAAAAAUAGUUGAAGCUAUAGACAAUUAUAGAAAAGACUUUGUAGAUACUGAAAGAAAAAGAAAAUAUAGCUUUGUAGGUACAAAUGCUUAUUUGACACCUGAAAUGAUUUCUGAUUAACCAGUAGGUCCAGGAACAGAUUUAUGGGCAUUAGCUAUUAUAAUGUUUAAAAUGUAUACUGGAACUAUACCAUUCAAAACAGAUAAUUAAGAAGAUUAAGAAGUUUUAUAUUAAAAAAUUGUUAAAGAUCAAAUUAUAUUUCCAAAAGUAUUUAAAUUAUUCAUUUAUUGUCAAGAGCAUUCCUUAAUAAGCUUAGGAUUUAAUGAAGCUAUUUUUAGAAAAAGAUCUAAAUAAUAGAUUAAUUGAUUAUUCUAAAAUUAAAAGUCAUCCUUAUUUUGCAGAUAUUGAUUUUAAUACUUUAUGGUAAAUGAAUCCACCUUAACCUCUACAAAUUCAUAGAGAUCAAAGAAAAUCAAAAACAUUUGUCUAAGAACCUAUAUCAAAGAUUAUAUUUUAAGAAAUGGUUGAAAAAGAUUCUGGAUGUAAAAUAAUAAUUAUUAUUAUAAUAUUAGUUCUUAUAUCAUAUUUUACUCCAAGACUUCUAGUAUUAUAAAUUAUUAAUGAUAUUCCUUCAAUACAUUAUACAAAUCCAAAAUUGAAUGAUAAAAAGACAGUUAUUCAUGUUACUUAAUUUUUAAAAUACUAAUUGCUUAAAUAAGAUAAAUUUGUUAUAAUAGAUGAAAAAUAAAAAUAUAUUUUUAAAGUAAAAAUCCUUUAUUAUUCAAUUUAGUCAUAAAAUGCUAAGAAAUGGAUUGGUUUAAUUGGGGAAACUUUGAAUCAUGGUCUAAAAUGA